This is a messenger RNA of Entelurus aequoreus (snake pipefish), 11854 nucleotides long. RefSeq names its product tetratricopeptide repeat, ankyrin repeat and coiled-coil containing 2a (gene tanc2a). Gene Ontology annotation, cellular component: dendritic spine. The transcript has 29 exons. Bases 295 to 5970 code for a protein of 1891 amino acids. NCBI's taxonomy places the organism in Eukaryota, Metazoa, Chordata, Actinopteri, Syngnathiformes, Syngnathidae. Gene Ontology annotation, molecular function: protein binding. Gene Ontology annotation, biological process: regulation of dendritic spine morphogenesis. The record is from RefSeq and is a predicted model, not a curated record.
CAGGCGUUCGUUAGGCGGGCUCUACGUUUCACCGGUAAAACCCUCCGCCGCCGUACUAUCGCCGCUCCCUCCGUCGUUAAAGGACAUGAAAACACCCAGCAACGGCUGGGGCGUGGGAGUUGGCCUCCGGCAGCUUUUCUGCCGGUGUGUUUACCGCCGGAGAAGACGCAGCGAGGGCUUGACAUCACCCCGACCGUGACCGACCUAUUAUCUGCCAUUAAUGACGCCAUUUGUAUCCACGCUGGAGUGAAGACCAACACUCAGGUGAGCCACGGAAGUACAUUGUGAGCAAUCAUGUUCCGAAGCAGCCUGAAGAUGUUGCUGGGAAGCAAAAGCCGCAAGAACAACAGUGGUGGCAGCAGCAUUGAGUCUGCGAGCUCCGAGAUAAGACUGCUGGAGGGAUUCACUCGUUCUCUUCCCUCCUCUCCUCUCCUUAACAUUCGUCCGGCCAAAAGAACAUCCGGUGAGGAGGAGGAGGAGUUAGGGCCGCCUCCCUCAGUGGACGAGGCAGCUGAUGCUCUGAUGACCAGACUGGGCUUUUUAUUGGGAGAAAAGAUCGUCAGCGGAGAGCCUGUCUCCCCUAACCACAGCCAGACUGAUGGGCAGCAGAGAAUAUCCCCUUCCUCCAGUCUGGCCAGCAGCAGCACCUCCCCCUCCUCCACAUUACAGCCCCCUGCUGAAGUGGAGGGUAACAACAACAAUAAACAAACUUCAUCCAUCCAAGCCUGUGUCUCCUCCCCCUCAUCAACCCUGGAGAGUCGAGAUAGUGGCAUCAUAGCCACAUUGACCAGCUAUUCUGUUGAAUCAGCACCAGAGCAUGACGACAACACCAAACACGCCAGUGACGGUUACCAAGGCAGCAGCCUCAAACUCAGGAGACAGGGGGGAUGGCCAGUGGUGACCUCAACCUCUUCCUCCUCUAUGGUUGCGACAGGAAGCUUGAACGAUGACUUCCCGUACAAGGCGGGGGACAGCAUGGCCUCCACAUACAGCCUGAACAAACUCCACCCAGAAUGGGGAAAAGAUGCAAAUCGCUUGUCUGGAUCCACCCACUCCAUCCCGCUCUAUCUUAUGCCCCGCCCAAACUCUGUUGCUGCCACUAGUUCUGCUCACCUUGAAGACCUGGCCUACCUGGAUGAACAGCAAAGGCCCACCCCUUCCAGGUCAUCCCUCAGAAUGCCCAGACAGAAUUCUGGAAGUCGAAGUCAACAGGAGCAGAGAGUUCAGUUCACUCCAUACCUCAAUUUGAAGCCCCUUCACUUUGAAAUUCCUGGACUGUUGUCGGAUUGGCGAUUCACGGGAAGGGAGUGGCUCUUUAAGGAAGUGGACACCUGUCUCCGCAGCGAUGACCCGUCCAUCAACCGAGGGGUGGUCAUUGUUGGAAACAUGGGUUUUGGCAAGACUGCCAUCAUCGCCCGCUUGGUGGCCCUGAGUUGUCAUGGAAACCGGAUGUGGCCAACAUCCACUGGCAUCCAGACACUGCCCAAAUAUGCAGAACCUUUUCCCCAUGAUUCACUGGGAAGAGGGGGCGGCGAUGAAGGAGGAGGGGGAAGCUGUCCAGGGACUCCAGAGAUCAGGAGGAGACAGCAGGAGGCACUACAGAGGCUUGCAGGACAGGUAGUUUGCUAUCACUUCUGUCAGGCUGACAACUGCCACACGUGUCUGGUUCCGGAGUUUGUCCAUACCCUGGCGGCGAGGCUGACUGAGGCCCCUCAGCUGUCAGCAUAUCGAGAGCUGCUGCAUCGAUCACAACAGCUUCAGAGCUCACUCAGCCUGCGGUCCUGCAUCCAAAACCCAAGCUCAGCCCUCCAGAAAGGAAUCCUAGAACCACUAGAUGCUCUCUACAAGGAGAAGGCGCUGCAUCUGGACGGGGCAGGGAUCAUUUUACUGAUCGAUGGCCUAAACGAGGCAGAGUUCCAUCGGCCGGAUUACGGUGACACACUCACCACCUUUUUGUCACGAAACAUUCACACGUUUCCUCCAUGGUUGAAGAUCAUCGCCACUGUCAGGACCAGUCAACAGGACAUCACUCGGUCUCUACCUUUUUACCGGAUUUCUUUAGACAAGAUGGAGGAAAACAGCGCCAUAGAUCAAGACCUGCAGGGUUACCUGAUGCAACGAAUCCACAGCAGCCGUGAGAUUCAGAGCAACGUGUCGCUAAGCAAUGGUCGCCUUGACAACAUGGCUUUGGCCAAGCUGAUAAGCCACUUGAAGACCUUAAGCAAAGGCUCCUACCUCUACCUGAAAUUGACCAUGGACUUGAUUGAGGGAGGAUACUUGGUCCUCAAGAGCUCCAGCUUCAAGGUGGUCCCAGUAAGCCUCGCCGAGGUGUACCUGCUGCAACUGAACAUGCGGUUUCCCACACAGUCGUCUUUUUUGCGGGUUCUACCACUGCUCAAUGUGACCGUGGCAUCACUGCACCCACUGACCGAACAACAGCUCUUUGAGGUGGUGAAUGCGGGCACCCUAACAGGAGGGGCAAUGCAAUGGACUGAGUUUGUGCAGCGCCUGGAGCAGCUGUCACCUUUCCUGCUCCUGCGGACUGAUGGGAGUAGGAUGCUAAACCACACUUCCUUCAGGGAAUGGCUGGUAUGGAGGGAGGAAGGACAGGAUGACAGGUUUUUGUGCGACCCCAGGAGCGGUCACACUUUGCUGGCCUUCUGGCUCUGCAGACAAAGAGGAAAGUUGAACGUGCUGCAGACACUUGAGCUGGGACAUCACAUCUUGAAGGCUCAUAUCUACAAGGGCUUAAGCAAGAAGCUCGGGAUUCCCUCCUCAAUUCUGCAGGGCCUUUGGCUUUCCUACAGCACAGAGAGCUUGAAUGAGGCACACUCAUCCUUGCGAAACCUUUACACCCCAAACAUUAAGGUUAGCAGACUUCUGAUUAUGAGUGGUGCUGAUGUGGAUUAUCGCAGUGGUGUCCUGAAUAAUGCUCCACUGCUGUGUGUCCACGCUCACCUGGGCCACAAUGAUGCUGUGGCACUCUUACUCGACCACGGAGCUCAGGUGGAUGCAAAGUCUCAGGAUGGCUUGACUGCGAUGGGAUUUGCUGCUUCAGCUGGACACCUGGACGUUAUCACCCUGCUGAGUCAGCACAAAGCCAAAGCGGGUCACGUGGACAGAUCAGGUCGGUGCGUGUUGGUGCACGCAGCUCAGCGGGGCCACCUCCAGGUGCUACGCUUCCUGUUGAAGCUUGAGGACUGGAGCUGCACUUCCUGCUGUGGUCACAGGGGGGUGAGCAGGAGCCAGGCGGUGCAGCAGGCACUGAUUGCAGCAGCCAGCAUGGGCCAUUCAGAGAUCGUGUCUCAUCUCCUGGAUCCUCCAGAUGGAGAUGAUAAAGAGGAGGAAAGACCUGAAAUCAACACGCCUGACAGUCUGUGGGGAGAGACAGCCUUGACAGCCGCAGCAGGAGGAGGCAGGUUGUCAGUCUGCACGCGGCUGCUGGAUCAAGGUGCUGCUCUGCAGCAAAGCAGCAGGCGGGGGGUCGUGCCACUCUUUUGUGCAGUGCGGGGUGGCCACUGGCAGGUGGUGGAGCUGUUACUAAGUCACGGGGCUGAGGUCAACAUGAUGGACCAGCAGGGUCGAACCGCCUUGAUGACAGCCGCAUCAGAGGGUCACAUGACUACGGCCAAAUUGCUGCUGGAUCAUGGGGCCUCUCUGGAUCUGGCCGACAGGGAAGGUUUAACGGCGCUGAGUUGGGCCUGUCUGAAAGGUCAGCUCCAAUUGGUCAGAGAGCUGGUGGCGAGAGGUGCAACCACCACACACACCGACCGCAGCGGUCGAACACCUCUGGACCUGGCUGCCUUCCGUGGCGACCCCGAAGUGGUGCAGCACCUGGUGGAUCACGGAGCGUCCGUGGAGCACGCCGAUUCCAGUGGGAUGCGUCCUCUGGACCGAGCGGUCGGCUGCAGGAACACUUCAGCGGUUAUCGCUCUGCUCAAAAAGGGGGCCAAGAUAGGACCUGCAACGUGGGCUAUGGCUACAUCUAAACCAGACAUUCUAAUGGUUCUCAUUAGCAAACUGGUCCAAGAGGGGGACAAACUGUACAAGCAAGGUAACGUGAGGGAGGCUGCUCAUUCCUAUCAGUCAGCGCUGCAGAAGUUUCCGGUGGAUGAGAUGAAGACCUUCAGACAGCUGAGGGUGUGUGUGCUCCUCAACCUGUCACGAUGUCGCCGCAAGAUGAAUGAUUUCAGCCUCGCUGAGGAGUUUGCCACUAAGGCUCUGGAACUGAAAGCCAAAUCUUACGAGGCCUUCUAUGCCCGGGCUCGUGCCAAACGCAGUCGCAGGCAGUUUCAUGCAGCCCUUGAAGACCUGUUGGAGGCCAGCCGCCUGUGUCCCUCCAACCGAGAGAUUCAGCGCCUUCUCUCUCGGGUCAAGGAAGAGUGUCGACAACAAGACUCUUCCACUCCCUCCACGCAACAUGUUUGUCAAGGAAACUUCUCCGCCAGUGAUGCCAGGGGCAGAGAUCCCGAGGAGGAGACCUCUAAGGAUGCAGACAAUGAAGAGGAUAGAAGUCAGUGGAAAGGAAAUGUUUCUGCGCCCAUGAUCCAAAGUCUUAACAUCUACGGUUGCCCAGGAGUCCAGAGCGUACCUUCGUCCGUCUCACCAACGCGUUUAUAUCAUCCCCAAGCCAGUCCGACCCACUCGCCCUCUCUCUCUGCACCUCCGCCUCCAUCCUCUUAUCAGUGUUUCAGUCCCCCAACUUCUCCACGGCAGCGUCCUCAACCAACCAGCCCCCUGUUGGAACGUCAACCCAGUCACAUUCAGAAGGUGUUAUCGGCUCAGCACCCAGACCAGAACCAGGGAGUACAAGCCUAUCAACAACAGGCACAUUUAAGAUCGUUCCAGAACCAGAACCAGUGGCUCCAGCAAGCCAAAGUCCAGCUAGUCCGAACAAGCCAACCCAGUUCAGCGAUUCAUUCCAGUGUGGUUUUGGGGAGUUCAGGCUACUCUCAGUUUGCCCAGCUGCCACAGGAACUCGCUGAACUAGGGGACGGUAUUUGUCCGAGCCCCUUUGAUAUGCAACCCAACCAGCAGGCGCAUGCAGGUCUGGGCCCUGGAACUUCAUAUAAACAAGAUAAUGUGGAUGUUGACCUGGUCUGCCAAUCAAGACCUGCACCUGUGUAUGGGAGAGGAGGAGGAGAUCGAGUAGGGAUGAGUCAUUUCGUACAGGGCCGUCAGUUCUGCCGCAACCAAUCCAAAGCAGCCUACUACCCCAUGGAAGUAACUGAAGGCCCACAAGAUGAUCACCAGUACCUCCACCAGGGGGGACUACGACGCCCACUUAGUGCUCACCCGAACUCCCCUGCCUUUCCCCAGAGACCUGCCCACCACUCCCAGAGUCCCAAUGUCCGAUUCUCCACCAGCAGCGGCAGCCUCGCGAGCGGGCAGCAGGCCAACCGAGGUGCGGCUUUCAGGACCUCAGCCUCCACCCAGCACAUUGACUUACCUCUGCACAUUCCCACAGGAGAGGUGAUCGGUCAUCGUGACGACCUUGUCCUGAUCUCCUCGCCGCAGCCAGACACUUGCCUAGUCGGAGGCGGCACUUAUCCCGGAGAGGCCGGCCGUUCCAGGACCACCCCUUACAUGGGUCUUAAUGACAAGUCCGUGAGGACACAAGGUCCUCCUACUUCCUCAUCCGUCCUCAGCCCCUCUCGAUCCUGGGCCGUGUCUUCGGUGGACACCAUCGUCACGUCGCCGGGAAAAACCCCCACCAAACAGGCGGAGUCGAGCCAGUUCCAACAGCCCUUCUCCAUCGCCUACCACAACCGCAGCAACAACAACGGCCAUUAUGACCAGCAGCCGUCCUACUACGACGUGCUGCCGAGCCACACCCCUGCGGGUCAAGUUGGCGCUCACAAGUUCCCUUACCUUGACGUGAAGCUCGCUCGAACACUGCCCGUCAACAGAAAGCCUUGUCCGACCUCACCCGUGAAAGCCAAAAGACCCUUUGUAGAGUCCAAUGUAUAAGACAGGAGGAAGGAAUUCGGGGAAAAAAAACAUUGAGAUGCUUGAAGAUCCAACUUGCGUUAAGUGUUGAGGUCUGGGUGUACUCGCUCCAGGCGCACCCGACACCGUUUGGCUCGUGUGAGCGCUCUGAUUUCUGAUCAACUUGGCUGCACUUGAUUGGAAGAGGUGGGGCCAGGCCACGGCAGCCAAUGACUGUAAUGCGAGGAGCGAUCGCACGGCCGCAUUCCAAAAAACAUCAAAAGACCCAAAAUCAGGGAGCCAAAUCUUCUAUUUAUUUUACAUAAAAUUCAUUAUUAAAGAGAUAAAUUAUUAAAUAUUAGACUAGUCUUGUAUACGCUAAGCUAAGAUGUUUUGUUUAGCAUACAGUAGGAAGGUCAUUCAUACUGCCCUGACACAUGAAACGUGACAAAUUGGGGGGUUGGAUUAUCCACUCCCACCGCCAGAUGGCAGUAAAGUGCUGAACAUCUUAAAAUGCGUUUUGAGGCAAUUCCAACUUUGACCACAGUAUCAAUUGCUAUGUGCUGCACUUUCCAUCAUUUUCAGCUCACUUGCAUUGCAAAAUGAUUAACCCCCACCCCUUCUUCCAUAUGAAUGCCUUCCCUUCUGCACAUUAAGGUACAUCAGUUUGGGGCAUAAAUGGACCUGUGUGCAGUUUUUCCCCUCCCUGGAAAAAGUUUGGGAGUCCACCAACGGUCCUCAAGUCAGGAAUGCGAUCGCUCCUCCUAGCCAGCAGAAGGAAACACAGCAAGUACAGAGUGGUGAUGUCACCAAGCACAAAUGUCAUUCUUUUAGGAAAAAGAUGAAAUGCGACGGUAGUGACCGGGGGGGGGGGGGCAAUGAGUCACGUAUGCAAAUAUUGUACAUUUAAUUUCAGAAGGCUCUGGCUACAAAAAAAAAAACGUGCGCUGGUGUAUAAAGUUGCCAUUUUGUUUAGCAUUUAGCAGGACAGGACAACGUGUGUUUGGGAAGGCAUUGUUUGGCUUUCCCCUGCACAUCUUUUUAGAACACGAAAGUUAACGUGAAGUGAAGCUCAAUGUUGUGUCGAGAUGAACGCUUCACUGCUACGUCGCCGUUUGCAGGAGUGCUCCAAAAUCGAGAUAUCGCCGCUGUUAGGUUCAAAGGGAAAAAUCUAAUGAAAUGCGUAGUUCAUUAGUGACAUUUGGGACCAUGUAUGAAUUGUUUUGUUUAUUUGAAUAGCCGGAACAAACCAAACCUACACACGGAUAAGUUCUAACAUGUUUGCAGCCAGAGGUUAGGGACGUGCCAGCACCUAUUUCACCAUCUGGAAACAUGUUUAACCUUAUAACAUUUUACCAAAACAUCAGCUUUUAUUUUGAAAUCCACCCUCGGACUGGUUAGUGCUGCAGAAUUAUUUCCCAUUUACAUUUAAAAGGCAGAAUAUCUUGUUAGCUUCCUUCGUCACCCGCAAACAAUGACUAUUAAAGGGAGUCGGAGUGUUAUCGCAGCUGGAACAAACCAAUCACUUUUUAUGCAAGCCUUCUCUGAUUUCAGAUCAACAUUUGGGGUCGGGUUGGGUGAGGGACGUGCUAGCACCUAGCAAACAUGCUGUGCACUAUUUCACCAUCUGAAAACAUGUUUAAUCUCAUAAUAACAUUUAUCAAAACAUCAGCUUUUAUUUUGAAAUCCACCCUCGGAGUGAUUAGUGCUGCAGAAUUAUUUCCCAUCUACAUUUAAAAGGCAGAAUAUCUUGUUAGCUUCCUUUGUCACCCGCAAACAAUGACUAUUAAAGAGAGUCGGAGUGUUAUUGCAGCUGGAACAAACCAAUCACUUUUUAUGCAAGCCUCUGAUUUCAGAGCAACAUUUGGGGUCGGGUUGGGUGAGGGACGUGCUAGCACCUAGCAAACAUGCUAUGCACUAUUUCACCAUCUGAAAACCUGUUUAAUCUUAUAAUAACAUUUACCAAAACAUCAGCUUUUAUUUUGAAAUCCAGGAAUUCUCUGCUGGAACGCUCGUGUCUCCUUGAGCUAUUAGCUUGUUAGCUUACUUUGUCACCCGCAAACAAUGACUAUUAAACAGAGUCGGAGUGUUAUUGCAGCUGGAACAAACCAAUCCCUUUUCAUGCAAGCCUUCUCUGAUUUCAGAUCAACAUUUGGGGUCGGGUUGGGUGAGGGACGUGCUAGCACCUAGCAAACAUGCUAUACACUAUUUCACCAUCUGAAAACAUGUUUAAUCUUAUAAUAACAUUUACCAAAACAUCAGCUUUUAUUUUGAAAUCCACCCUCGGAGUGAUUAGUGCUGCAGAAUUAUUUCCCAUCUACAUUUAAAAGGCAGAAUAUCUUGUUAGCUUCCUUCGUCACCCGCAAACAAUGACUAUUAAAGGGAGUCGGAGUGUUAUCGCAGCUGGAACAAACCAAUCACUUUUUAUGCAAGCCUUCUCUGAUUUCAGAGCAACAUUUGGGGUCGGGUUGGGUGAGGGACGUGCUAGCACCUAGCAAAUAUGCUAUACACUAUUUCACCAUCUGAAAACAUGUUUAACCUUAUAAUAACAUUUAUCCAAACAUCAGAUUUUAUUUUGAAAUCCAGGAAUUCUCUGCUGGAACGCUGGUGUCUCCUUAAGCUAUUAGCUUGUUAGCGUCCUUCGUCACCCGCAAACAAUGACAAUUAAAGAGAGUCAGAGUGUUAUUGCAGCUGGAUCAAACCAAUCACUUUUAUGCAAAUGUUGAUCGGAAAUCAGAGAAGGCAAGACUUCUCUGAUUUCCGAUCAACAUUUGGGGUUGUGUUAGGUAUGGGACGUGCUAACACCUAGCAAACGUGCUAACCACUAUUUUAUUAUCCGAAAAUAUGCUUUACCUUAUAAUACUUACCAAAACACCAGCUUUUAUUUUGAAAUUUGCCUAUUGAGUGUUGCAGUGUAUCACACUUACUAAUUUUCCAUUUACACUCAAAAGACAGAGUAUGGAAAAUAUCUAUUCUAUCCUAGUUUAAUUUAUUUUAUUAUAAAAAAUGAGUUUUUAAGGUUAAGAAGCCCACCUUCCAAACGUUGAUACGAAAUCAGAGAAGGCUUACUUUUUUCAUUAUUGCAUAGCGAUUGCUGAUCCAAAAUCAGACACGGUUUGCAUUCUCUGAUUAGCGCAUAGAGGAAGUUUAUCCAAAUUUUCUGAUUUCAGAUCAGCACUUGAAAAGGUUGGGCUUUAUAGCCUUGAAAACUGCAUUUUAGAUUAAAACUUGGGCAGGGUGGAUAUUUUUCCAGCACUCAUCUUCCAUGUUCUGCCUUUUAAGUGUAAAUGGGAAAUUGUUAAGUUUGAAACACUCCAUAGGCAAAUUUCAAAAUAAAAGCUAGUGUUUUGGUAAAUAUUAUAAAGUAAAACAUGUUUUCACAUAGUAAAAUAGUGGUUAGCAUGUUUGCCAGUCGCUAGCACACUUCUUACCCAACACAACCCCAAAUGUUGAUCCAAAAUCAGAGAAGGUUUACCUUCUCUGAUUUCGAAUCAACAUUUGGGAAGGUAGUCUUUAUAGCCUUGAAAACUGAAUUUUUGAGUCAAAUAAAAACACUCGGGCAGGAUGGAUAUUUUACAACUCUUCCGUAUUCUGCCUUUUACACGUAAAAGGGAAAUUAGUCACACUGCAGCGCUAAACUCUCCAAAGGCAAAUUUCAAAAUAAAAGCUGGUGUUAUGGUAAAUAUAAGGUAAAACAUGUUUUCAGAUAGUAAAAUAGUACUUAGCAUGUUUGCUAGGCGCUAGCCGAUCCCUUACCCAAUCCAACCUCAAUCGUUGAUCCAAAAUCAGAGUAGGUUUACCGUCUCUGAUUUUGGAUCAACAAUUGGGAAGGUAGGCUUUUUUUUCCUUGAAAACUGAAUUUUUGAGUCAAAUAAAAACACUUGGGCAGGAUGGAUAUUUUACAACUCUUCCAUGUUCUGCUUUUUACGCGUAAAAGGUAACUUAGUUUCAUACACUGCAGUGCUAAACUCUCCUAAGGCAAAUUUCAAAAUAAAAGCUGGCGUUUUGGUAAAUAUAAGGUAAAACAUGUUUUCAGAUAGGAAAAUAGUGUUUAGCAUGUUUGCUAGGCGCUAGCACGUCCCUUACCCAACCCAACCUCAAUCGUUGAUUCAAAAUAAGAGGUUUACCUUCUCUGAUUUUGGAUCAACAUUUGGGAAGGUAGUCUUUAUAGCCUUGAAAACUGCAUUUUUGAGUCAAAUAAAAACACUUGGGCAGGGUGGAUAUUUUACAACUCUUCCAUGUUUCUGCCCUUUAAGUGUAAAUGGGAAAUUGGUAAGUUUUAAACACUCCAUAGGCAAAUUUCAAAAUAAAAGCUAGUGUUUUGGUAAAUAUUCUAAAGUAAGACAUGUUUUCAGAUAGUAAAAUAGUGGUUAGCAUGUUUGCUAGUCGCUAGCACACUCCUUACCCAACACAACCCCAAAUGUUGAUCCAAAAUCAAGAAGGUUUACCUUCUCUGAUUUCAAAUCAACAUUUGGAAGGUAAACUUUAUAGCCUUGAAAACUGACUUUUAGAGUAAAAUAAAAACACUUGGGCAGGGUGGAUAUUUUACAACUCUUCCGUGUUCUGCCUUUUAAGUGUAAAAGGGAACUUAGUUUCAUACACUGCAGUGCUAAACUCUCCAAAGGCAAAUUUCAAAAUAAAAUCUGGCGUUUUGGUAAAUAUAAGGUAAAACAUGUUUUAAGAUAGUAAAAUAGUGUUUAGGAUAUUUUACAACUCUUCCAUGUUCUUCCCUUUAAGCUUAAAAGGGAAAUUAGUCACACUGCAGCGCUAAACUCCGAAGGCAAAUUUCAAAAUAAAAGCUGGCGUUUUGGUAAAUAUAAGGUAAAACAUGUUUUCAGAUAGUAAAAUAGUAUUUAGCAUGUUUGCUAGGCGCUAGCACGUCCCUUACCCAACCCAACCUCAAUCGUUGAUCAACAUUUGUUCCAGCUGCAAUAACACUUCCCGACUCUCUUUAAUUUGGUGAUUGUCUACAAAUAUAGUGACAACAUGUUUAAGCUGUUUUUUGCCCCGACGCUCCUUUUUUUUCUUGGCUUUCUGGGCCAAAAUAGGCGGUGCUUACGUAGUUUGACUCCGCCUUCAAAUCCUGCCCAGAUAGUCCUUCUUACCAGAGCUGCCACACACCUGAAAGUGGAGCGGGGGGAAAGACCAAAGGGCUGACCUCCUCCUCCUCACAAGCACAACACCCGCAGAAACAUCAGCUGUAAGAAAAUAGUAUUUAAGUUGUGUCUUUUAAAAUGUUGACUUUCUACACCUCUUUUACUCCCAAAAUGAAACAUGUUGAUAUUAUUUUUGUCAUUUCACAUUUGAAAUAUUAGGACCGCCCACAGCAAAAGUCCAACUAGGGUUAUAAAAGGUAGGUUAGAAAAAUAAAAAGAUGUCUUUUAAUUGCCUCAUAAAGGUCAACCUAAGUCUAAUUCCGUGCAUUUUUGUGUGAUGAUUCUUGUAUCGCCAUGGAAACGAGCGACAUCUGAAGUCCCAACACAAGUUAGAACAUUUCCGGACAAAUCUUUUUUCUGUGCGACUUAAGUUGUGUUUUGUGAACAUUGUUGCUGUUUUGUGUACUUUGUUGUUGUUGUUGUUGUUGUUGUUGUACCUGACCAGUGCUCAUCCUCAAGUGACCUCUGACCUUCUCCUGGUCUCAGUCUGAGUGGAAACACUGAGACCGUGGAGUGGAUGCAAAAACAUUAAAGUGACAACUUGACUGUUUGUGUCUUGUUGUUGUUUACAAGAAUUACAAUCACACUUUUUAAGCUUCAAAAAAAAAAAGGUAAGGCAUAAUAAAUAUAAAAUACUGCUAAGUCAUUCAAAUACAUUUGAAAUGUUCAAUUAAAAGCAUUUAUGCAAAAAAUACAUUUUCCAUCCAUCCAUUUUCUACCGUUUGGCCAUUUUGGGGUGGCGGGAGGUGCUGGAGCCUAUCUCAGCUGCA